ACGAAAUUGGUUAUAUUUUCUGGGUCAUAGUAUGACUCACGAAAAUGUCGAUUUUGAGGAGUGUGGAAGCUUGAAAACGGCAGAGGAUGUGUGUAACAUGGAAACGAGUAUGCGUAGGAUUGAUGAGGAUUAUAGUAACGACGACGACGAUUAUUAA
Messenger RNA from Racocetra fulgida, 157 nucleotides. The record is from the annotation of a GenBank genome assembly. Lineage: Eukaryota; Fungi; Glomeromycota; Glomeromycetes; Diversisporales; Gigasporaceae.